CAGUUUUUGCACCGGCUCAAAUAGCCCAGCCAUAACUCCGUCCCCUCCACGAGUCUCGUCCCAUGUCUGGCUGGUCACUCGGCCCGCACGGGUUUAGGUGCAUGCGCUGCGCAUAAACCUCCCGCCCAAACACGUACGCACACGUCUCUCUCUCUCCCUGCAGGGGCGCAGCAGCAACCUGGUCGGCGACAUCGCCACGCCCUCGCCUCCGGCCGGUGCCGCAUCUCCUCUUGUGGGCAUGGACACGUCCCUCUCUUUGGCCGGUGCCGCCGCCGCCGCUUGCGCGCACAGCCAGUACCUCCCCCUCAACGAGCACGACUCCCUGGACAUGGUCCUGUUCGACGUCCUUCGCGAGGCUCCGGCCUCCGCCUCCGCGCUGUCCGCCAUCUCAUCGCCGCCCCCGCUCAAGGCGCUCGCCUCCGGCGCCGCGCGCAAGGGAAGCGGCGUUUGCAAUGGCAACAGCAAGAGCGAGUGCUCGGCGAGGGCCGCCACGGGGAGGCGGCGCUAUCGCGGCGUGAGGAGGAGGCCGUGGGGCAAGUACGCCGCGGAGAUCCGUGACCCGGCGCGGCACGGCGCGCGGCUCUGGCUCGGCACCUUCGGCACGGCCGAGGAGGCCGCCGCGGCGUACGACCGCGCCGCGCUGCGCAUGCGGGGCGCCAAGGCGCUGCUCAACUUCCCGCCGCCGCCCGUCGCGGGCUGCGCCGCCGGAGCCGCGGCGGCGAAGCAGGCUGGUGGAGGCCAGGUGAAUGCGUGAAAUGAGAAGCCACUGGACUUAACUGUGUUAGUCAGUUGAUGCUUGAAAGAUAGCGCGGUAGUGUUUGGUUUUCUCGUUGCUUUAGGACGAGCAGCGAAUUGUGGUGGUUCAAUUUGAGCUUGCAUUUUGAUAAUACUCCUAUUUUUAUGCCUUUGUCCCCUCAUCAAUGUUUCGAUAGAAGGUAUUGCACCAUCUCUUUUUGGUUCUUUUGUCCAUGAAUAUCGUCAGCUAUGUCAAUUUUGAGCUUAUAAAUCCAAGAAGGUUUGACCCUGUCUAA
Messenger RNA from Phragmites australis (common reed), 1031 nucleotides. Its product is annotated as pathogenesis-related genes transcriptional activator PTI5-like. Gene Ontology annotation, biological process: regulation of DNA-templated transcription; ethylene-activated signaling pathway. NCBI's taxonomy places the organism in Eukaryota, Viridiplantae, Streptophyta, Magnoliopsida, Poales, Poaceae. The record is from RefSeq and is a predicted model, not a curated record. The transcript has a single exon. The coding region runs from base 239 to 754 and encodes 171 amino acids. Gene Ontology annotation, molecular function: DNA binding; DNA-binding transcription factor activity.